Molecule: messenger RNA, 1271 nt
Organism: Osmia bicornis bicornis
Lineage: Eukaryota; Metazoa; Arthropoda; Insecta; Hymenoptera; Megachilidae
Gene: Slbp
Product: histone RNA hairpin-binding protein
Exons: 3
Coding region: 237-917 (226 amino acids)
Biological process (GO): mRNA 3'-end processing by stem-loop binding and cleavage; mRNA transport
Cellular component (GO): cytoplasm; histone pre-mRNA 3'end processing complex
Molecular function (GO): histone pre-mRNA stem-loop binding; mRNA binding
Source: RefSeq, a predicted model, not a curated record
CGAGGGAACUUAUUAAAUAAGAGGCGCUAGAUGAGCGUGAACAUUUUGUAAUAUUCAAUUUCAUUAAAACCGUUAAAAGAACUUUAAAUAAUAAAAGGUGAAAGAAUUAAUAGUGUGAUAUAUGUGAAAACAUAUAUACAAGGCUUUCAGUUAAGUGUAAUCCAUUACACUUUAAUAUAAAGGUUGCUGCACUCAGUUAGGUUAUUUUUUUUUAGAUUGUGUUCAAUUAACAUACAAUGGAAUUAGAUAUGAAAAGUUCAUGGGUAGAAUUAACUGAUGAAGAUGAUGCUCUUCUAAAUGAAGCCAUUUGUAUGAGUUCAAAUGAAUUGAGUAAAAUAGUAAACUCUGAUAAGGAGACCAAAAAUGCUCAGGAUUCCUUAAAUAUAAUAAUACCUGAACCUAAAACCUAUGUUAAUAAAGAUGAAAAGAAUAAAGAAGAUGUUACUUCAAAUGUAUGUGUAAAUAAUAGGUCUAACUGUAAAGAAAGUGAAACAAAAAAUAUAAAUGGCAUACAGUAUGAAGAUAAUGUAAAGAAUAAGUUAGAAGACUUAAAUAAUCUUCGUAAAAGACCUAGAGAAGGUACUACAAAUUAUGAGGAUGUAAAAGUUUUUCGUACCAGAUACUAUAGUGAUUCAAGUUCUACCACUAAUUCCUCAGAUUGUGGUAAAAGACAAGUAGAAUAUGAAACUGAUCCUAAAGUCUUAGCUCGUAGACAGAAAGAAAUAGAUUAUGGGAAAAAUACCAUUGGAUAUGAUAAAUACAUUCAGGCUGUGCCUAAAGAAAAACGUACUAAAGAGCAUCCAAAAACACCACCAAAGUACAUUAAAUAUAGUAGAAGAGGAUGGGAUGGCAUGAUGAGGUUGUGGAGGAAACAACUUCAUCAGUGGGAUCCUCCACAAGACAACAGCCCCAAUUAGAUGAAAGUUGUAUGAAUGUUAUAUUACAAUGCACAUGAUGGUAUUAUGUUUUUUUAUAUUUAUAUGAAAUUUCAUUAGUAUAACAUAAUGAAAUGAACUGUAAUACAAAUUUUGGUACAAUCUAAUACAUGGAUAAUUAUGUGUAUUUAAAAGAUUGAAUUGCAAUAUGAAUUAAAUGAAAAUAAAACAAGUAUAAUUAAUAUAUAAAUACAUUUAAUCAUAAGUACAUAUAAUUGUGUAUUAUUAGAUGUAAUGUGUACAAUUUAGAUACUGAAAAAUCAGAAAAACAGUGUUAUUUCCAAAAUCUGUUUUUCUUUUUCUUUGUACUUUACAUAUUAAAUUACAUACAUUAAA